AUGGUUCUCAGGCUAUUGAUGAGAUAUUUGGCAAACAAUGAGCAGCUGAUCCAGCGCAUGGCUGAUAGUUAUCCCAUGCGACGAGCUGCCCAGCUAGUUGUCUCCAUGAUGUACCGGGGCAAGAGCAUAGCCAGGGAACAGGGUCUCCAUGAUAUGACGCCAGAGCGUUUCAAGUCCUUUAUAAAUCUGUUUAAAGAUAAUGUACGCAAAGAGAUCGAAGGGGUAAAGCAAGAUCUUAAAAAUAAGAAGAAAUAGGUGAAAAAUGUCAAAAUCAAAUUUGUAUAUAGGCAAGGCAUAAUAGGCGUUCAAAAUUUUCAAUAGUUAUAGUCAGGAAUUACCACUCUAAAAAUAAAUUUUAUUUCUACUUCAA
Drosophila willistoni is the source of this 370-nucleotide messenger RNA. Its product is annotated as protein NCBP2AS2 homolog. Lineage: Eukaryota; Metazoa; Arthropoda; Insecta; Diptera; Drosophilidae. The record is from RefSeq and is a predicted model, not a curated record. Bases 1 to 255 code for a protein of 84 amino acids. The transcript is spliced from 2 exons.